AUGACGCACUUUUGGCUAACACAAGCGUGGAGACUCUUUAACUAUCCUGAUACCCUUUUUGCAAGAUUGUUUAAAGCUAAAUACUAUCGGGAUGUUUCACUCUUGGGUGCAAGAUCUCAGAAGUACCAAUCCUAUGGCUGGUCUUCUAUUCUGGUGGGAUUAGAGCUUUUAAAGAAAGGCAUACGGUUUAAUGUUGGUUCCGAUGAAGAUAUCAGAGUUUUCCAAGACAAUUGGAUUCCAACAGAUUCUCCUAGGCCUGAAAAUGGCUUAUUAGAGUCUCCUUUGCUUGUGUCUGAUCUCAUUGCUCUGGACAAGGACCAAAUCAUUUGGCAUUACACCAAAAAUGGUCAAUACUUGGUUAAAACAUGGUACUAUUUGACGAGGAAACUGGAAGAUCCUGACAACAAUCUGAUUCAACCUCCUCAUGGAGAUCCUUUUCUAAAACAAAAGAUUUGGAAUCUUCCAAUUUUCCCAAAGUUGAGGCAUUUCUUAUGGCGUGUACUAUCCAAAGCUCUGGGGACUUCAGAACGGCUGAUUAGACGAGACAUUCCUGUUGAUCCUACUUGUCAACGCUGUGGUUUGGCAGAUGAAACUAUCAAUCAUCAUUUCUUUGAAUUUCCAGUGUCACAUAUAGCUUGGAGAUUGUCUAAAAUACCUAUAUCGUGUUUACUUCAACCAUCUCAAGAUCUGGAGGAUAACAUCAAAACACUUCUGGAUUUUCAGUCUGCAACAGGCUUAACAGAAUAUCAAAGACUUCAUCCCUUUUGGUUGAUGUGGAGGUUAUGGAAAUCCAGAAAUAACCUCAUUUUCAAGAAGAAGAUUCCAAACCCAGCUAUGGAUGUAUCUUUAGCUAUGGCAGAGGUGAAUGAAUGGUUGAAAUCCCAUCAGGUACAAGGGUCAACUAGCUCUCCAAAUUAG
Molecule: messenger RNA, 918 nt
Organism: Eutrema salsugineum
Lineage: Eukaryota; Viridiplantae; Streptophyta; Magnoliopsida; Brassicales; Brassicaceae
Exons: 2
Coding region: 1-918 (305 amino acids)
Source: RefSeq, a predicted model, not a curated record